Messenger RNA from Eruca vesicaria subsp. sativa (arugula), 432 nucleotides. NCBI's taxonomy places the organism in Eukaryota, Viridiplantae, Streptophyta, Magnoliopsida, Brassicales, Brassicaceae. The record is from the annotation of a GenBank genome assembly.
AUGGAGUCGGAUAACAGCACCGGUUUCACCUACCUCGGCCGCAAUUUCAGCAACUUAACCGUGAACGACCACUCCUCCGCCUUUAGCGACUGCAACUCCGACAGAUCCGGCGAGUUCACCUCCGCUUCCUCCGAGAGCCGCCGCCUCCUCCUCUCAUGCGCCUCCGAUAACUCCGACGACCUCAUCCGCCACCUCGUCGCCCACCUCGACUCCUCCUGCUCCGUCGACGAGCAGAAGCAAGCCGCCAUGGAGAUCCACCUCUUGUCCAAGAACAAACCCGAGAAUCGGAUCAAAAUCGCUAGAGCCGGAGCCGUGAAACCUCUCAUCGCGUUGAUCUCGUCGUCUGAUCUUCAGCUCCAGAGUUUUGAUUUUUCGGCCAAUAACAACGCGCCACGUCGCUUAGAACAGAGCCCAAGCACUGAUCCUAUUUAA